Molecule: messenger RNA, 1489 nt
Organism: Dufourea novaeangliae
Lineage: Eukaryota; Metazoa; Arthropoda; Insecta; Hymenoptera; Halictidae
Gene: nes
Product: lysophospholipid acyltransferase 5
Exons: 8
Coding region: 98-1489 (463 amino acids)
Biological process (GO): phosphatidylcholine biosynthetic process; lipid modification
Cellular component (GO): membrane
Molecular function (GO): lysophospholipid acyltransferase activity; 1-acylglycerophosphocholine O-acyltransferase activity
Source: RefSeq, a predicted model, not a curated record
GAAAACAUUCAAUGGAAACUUUGUAGAAUUUUCUUGAAGAGGUCGAACGUUUGAAAUAAGAAACCAACUUCGAAAAGGAUUAGCAAUAUUCAACAGUAUGUUGUCGACAUUCUUGGACAGUUUCAGCAUUUCUGAGGCUGCACUUCGGCUUAUUAUCUCCAUUGUACUUGGAUUACCCAUCGCCCUUCUUCACAGGUAUACGCUAUACGGAAAAAAUCCAGUCUCUCAGCAUUUAUUUUUCACGAGUUGCGGCCUUUUACUUUGCUACUGGAAUUAUGGGUUGAAUACACUUCACUCAGCAACGGCAGUAUGCAUCACUUAUCUUAUUCUGAAGUACCUCGGCGGUACCACUUUGUCGGUGCUUCUUACUUUCGUCUUCAACAUGGUCUACCUCCUAUAUGGAUAUUAUACAACAGGUACAAAUGAUUACGAUAUAAAGUGGACUAUGCCACAGUGCGUGUUAACGCUGCGAUUAAUUGGUCUCACGUUCAAUGUAUUGGAUGGAAAACAACCCGAAGGAAAAUUAUCGGCGUCACAGAAAGAAGUGGCCUUAACAAAGCGACCAACAUUCUUGGAAGUUGCGGCAUUUGUAUACUUUCCGGGAUCGUUUCUUGUAGGACCACAGUUUAGUAUGAAAAGGUACCUGGACUACGUACACGGACAUUUGAUGGUUGACAAUUUCAAAAAAGGCGAAUUACCAGAUUGUAUUCUUCCUGGGAUUUCUCGAUUAUUAGUCGGAUUUGUGUACGUGGGGCUCUUCCAACUAGGAACUCUGUACAUCUCGAAUGAGUAUGUCUUAAGUUUAGAAUUCCAGGAACAGUUCUUCCCAAAACGUCUUCUCAUAAUUGGCUUUUGGGGUCAUGUAAAUCUGUAUAAAUAUAUUGGUUGUUGGCUGCUUACAGAAGGGGUCUGCACAGUUUUUGGUAUAACGUAUAACGGAAAAGAUGAGAACGAUCGACCUCUUUGGACUGGUUGUGAAAAUGUUAAAUUGUUAACCUUUGAAACGGCGACACGAUUUAAUCAUUAUAUCAUGUCGUUUAAUAUAAACACCAAUACUUGGUGUGCCGAGUAUAUUUAUAAAAGACUGAAAUUCUUAGGAUCAAAAUUAUAUAGUCAAUUCUUUACGUUACUAUUCCUUGCAUUAUGGCAUGGAUUUCAUUCAGGAUAUUACGUAUGCUUUUUCCUCGAGUUUCUCAUCAUGUAUGCCGAGAGAGAUUUGACUCAGAUAUUGGAGAGACAGGAGAAAUUACAAAUUUUGCUGAAACGUCAUCCCGAACUUGAAUUUAUAUUUUCGAUAAUUACGUUGAUCUACACAUUUAUUUUUAUGGGCUACAGUGUCGUUUGUUUCCAUCUUCUGUCGUAUCCUCGUUACCAUCAAGUUUAUUUAUCCAUUUACUACUGCGGUCACGUAAUUUACUUAUGUUAUCCAAUUGUUUCAAUACUAAUGAGGAAUUAUCUACUUAAAAAGCGACCGAUAAAAGUUGAUUGA